Messenger RNA from Brassica oleracea var. oleracea, 349 nucleotides. RefSeq names its product 40S ribosomal protein S30. The transcript has 3 exons. The record is from RefSeq and is a predicted model, not a curated record. Lineage: Eukaryota; Viridiplantae; Streptophyta; Magnoliopsida; Brassicales; Brassicaceae. Gene Ontology annotation, cellular component: ribosome; cytosolic small ribosomal subunit. Gene Ontology annotation, biological process: translation. Bases 82 to 270 code for a protein of 62 amino acids. Gene Ontology annotation, molecular function: structural constituent of ribosome.
CGAAAACCCUAGCUCUGAAAUUUCGCACUCGUUCCAGCUAAUUGCAGCCGUCGGAAGAACAAGCAGUGACGCAAAACAGCCAUGGGGAAAGUUCACGGAUCUUUGGCUCGUGCCGGUAAGGUGAGAGGACAGACACCAAAGGUAGCGAAGCAAGACAAGAAGAAGAAACCCAGGGGACGUGCCCACAAGCGUCUCCAGCAUAAUCGCCGUUUCGUUACCGCUGUUGUUGGUUUCGGUAAGAAGAGAGGACCCAACUCUUCUGAGAAGUAGAAGAAGAAGAAGGAUAACUUAUAAAAGCUUCUCAUAAUGGGAGUUUAACUCGAAAUGCCCCUCCCUCUCCAUUAGAAAU